CAGUCCUCUGUUUAGCUGAGCAGAGAGCAGAGCAGUAUGAGCAAGCAGAGUGGCAUGAGCACCAAGAAACGCAGUAGAUCCGCCCGCAAGGCCCGAACCCGGAAACCCAAGUUCCUCAGCCUCCGCCUCCAGCUCUCCGCCGACAGGAAGGCGGCCGAGGAGGACCCGGCGGCCGUGGUGCCCGAACACGACUCCGCCACCAACUCGUCCGACGCCAGCUGCCCGCAGCUCGAUUUGUUCCCUCUCCAGCCCGACGACAGCAGCGUCGCGUACGAUCUCUUCUCCGCCGCCGAGAGCGACGCCACCACGCUCACCGCGCUCCUCGGCGCCCCCUCCACUUCCGCCUCCUCCGGCGAGGACCUCAGGGACAGUUCCCUGAGGUUCCCCUACGGAUGCCGGGGAGCGGCGCUCGCGCGGGCGGCGUUGAGGAGCAAGGAGAGGAACCCGUGCGAGGAGAAGUGGGUGUGCUACUCCGAGGUCACCAGCUGCGCCACCGCCGCCGCCGCCGAUCCAAGAAUGGAUUACCGGCGGCGUCUGUCUCUGAAGCUGGAUUACCAGGGGAUCAUCAACGCUUGGUCCGACAAGGCUCCGCUGUACAUCCAAUCGGAAUCUCCCCAGACGGUGCCGGACUUGUUCCACGACGAUUUUCUAUCCAAUGGGACAUGGGGUGGAGGGUGGGAGAGUAACAACAUGAGCUUGUACGCAGUACCGGAAAUGAUGGAGGGAAAGUUGAGAAACGACCGGGAAAAGGCACGGGAAGGCGGCGGAGAUGAGGUAGCGCCUGCGACAGGGCAAAUUCAAAGAGCGGCGAGUGUGUUGAGAUACAAGGAGAAGCGGCAGAACAGACUCUUCUCCAAAACGAUUCGUUAUCAAGUUCGUAAGCUCAAUGCCGAAAAACGUCCUCGAAUUAAGGGUAGGUUUGUAAAAAGAGAUUGAAUGGAAGAGUGUGUUGUUUGCUGAUCCGGCCGGCGCCACAAGCUAAGGUGUACGUUUUGAUGAUGUUGGGCAGGGACCGUACCAGCCAAGUCAUCUGCGGGCCGCCCAUAGUGAAUGAGUGCCAGAGAUUAAUUGAAGAUGGGGUCGUGUUUAGUUUUAUGUCACUCUUUUUUUUCCCUUCAUUUUUGUGUAUCACAUUGCUAAUUUAUAAAGGAAAUUAGGAAUGUCCACUCACCAAUAACAAAGAAAUCAACUCCCAAUAACCUUUUCAAGAGUGCGAAGAAUAAAUAAAUUCAUUAAUAAAGCGCGCGGCAGAACUAUUUUCAGUUCGGCACCCACACUUCGAUCUGAU
Messenger RNA from Cuscuta epithymum, 1288 nucleotides. The record is from the annotation of a GenBank genome assembly. Lineage: Eukaryota; Viridiplantae; Streptophyta; Magnoliopsida; Solanales; Convolvulaceae.